AUGGAAAAUAUCAGUAUGCCUGGUACUGGCUCUGAACCUACCAAUUCUUCAGUUCAUGGAGCAACAGUGGUGGAAGCCCAAACUGUUGAAACAAAUGCUCAACAGAAUGUGCUGCCUACUACUGUAGUUCCUGAGAAGAAAAGAAAACACGUUGAGUUCAGAUCUAAGGUUUGGGAUCAUUUUCAGAGGCUGUCUGAUAUUAAUGAUGUUAUUACAGAAGCUAAGUGUAUCUAUUGUGCAAAGAUAUACAAAUCUCAAACCAAAAAGCAUGGUACUUCAACUUUAAGGGCCCACGUACUUAGUUGUCUGAAAAACCCUCACUCUAAAGACACUAGGCAGUCUCUUUUGACAUUUCAAGCUGUUGUCAACUCUGAUUCAGAUGAACCAACUGUUGGAGAGUUAGGGACUUGGGUAUUUAGUCAGGAUUCUAUUAGGAGAGCCUUGAUAGAAAUGAUUAUAAUAGAUGAGCUUCCCUUUAUAUUUGUGGAGGGCCAAGGGUUUAAGAGGUUUAUUGCAGUGGCUUGUCCUAGGUUUAAAAUUCCAUCUAGGUGGACAGUCAGUAGGGACAUCCAUGUUAUUUAUGAAGAAGAGAAACUGAAGUUGAAGUGUUUGUUUAGGGGAAACACUCAAAGAGUCAGUAUUACAACUGACUCUUGGACAUCUAUUCAAAGGAUCAAUUAUAUGGUAGUCACUGCACAUUUUAUAGAUGAAGACUGGAAGCUACAUAAAAAAAUUAUCUCUUUUAUCCCUGUCACAUCACACAAGGGUCAGUAUAUUGCAAAAGCUCUUGAAAAUUGUUUGCUUGAGUGGGGGCUUAGGAAUGUGUUUACUGUGACAGUAGAUAAUGCUUCAUCAAAUGAUACUGCCCUUGGUUUUUUAAAAAGGAAAUUGUUGUCUUGGGGAUCAUCUACUGUGAAGUGUAAGUAUCUUCACAUGAGAUGCAUUGCCCAUAUUCUGAAUUUGGUUGUUCAAGAUGGUCUGAAAGAGUGUGAUACUGCUGUAAAGAAGGUUAGGGAGGUUGUUAGAUAUGUCAGAAACUCACCUGCUAGGUUGAAGAAAUUUAGGGAUUUGUCAGACUUAAUUGGUAUUGAGCAGAAAUCUUCUCUGUGUCUUGAUGUGCCAACAAGGUGGAAUUCCACCUAUUUGAUGUUAAAGUCUGCUGUUAUAUAUCAGAAAGUGUUUGAGGCCUAUGAGGAGAGUGACAAUUCAUUUAAAUCUGAUUUAGGUGAUUCUAUUCCUGAAUUACAUGAUUGGGAUUCUGUGAACAGUUUGGUCACAUUGUUGAAAUGUUUCUAUGACAUGACUAUCAGAAUUUCAGGGUCCUUGUAUGUGACAUCUAAUACCUUUUUUUCUGAGAUAUCUGAUCUGUUCUGUAUCUUGAAAAGCAUGGUGGAAGCUGAUGGGGCUGUGAAACUAAUGGGGGCUAACAUGAAAGCAAAAUUUGAAAAAUAUUGGGGUGAUAUAGAUAAAAUGAACUAUAUGAUUUUCUUUGCAAACAUUUUAGACCCCAGGGACAAGUUAGAAUAUAUGCCAACUCAGAUAAAUCAUAUGUAUGGUGAGGUAAAAGGCAAAACUUACCUUGAGAAUUUGUUGACUGCUCUGCAUGAAUUGUUUGAUGAUUAUGCUGUCAGUUACAGUCAAUCUGGUUCUGUUUCUGGUUCUAGUUCUAGUUCUAGUUCUGGUUCUGGUUCUGUUGGUUCUUCUAUUGAGACUGUUCAGUCUGCAUCUGCCCCAGUUGGGAAGCCACAACAUUGGUUGAAGUCCCAAAUUAAGAAACAAAGAAUGGAAAGUGGUGGGAGGAAAAAAACUGAGUUGGAACAUUAUUUAUCUGAGGCAAUAGUUGAAGAGGAAAAUUCAUUUGAUAUAUUGAGAUGGUGGAAGGUUAAUUCUGCAAGAUUUCCUAUCCUAUCUAAGCUUGCUAGGGAUGUCUUAGCUAUACCAAUCUCAACUGUUGCCUCAGAGUCUGCCUUCAGUACAUCUGGGAGGGUUUUAGAUUGUUUUAGGAGUUCUUUAACUCCUAAAAUUGUGGAAGCCUUGGUUUGUACUCAGGAUUGGCUUAGGCUGCCAAAUACCCCUCUAUCAAUUGAGGAAAAUCUGGAAGAAUUAGAAAGAUUUGAGAAAGAGUUUACUGUUGAGGGUGGAAAUACAUCUGGUGGGAGGACUGCUGGUUCUUCACUUGCAACAAUUCCUGUAAUUGUCUUCUCUAUACUUUAUAUGAUAGUAAUGAUAUAUCUUUUAAUCUUUUACUGA
Molecule: messenger RNA, 2250 nt
Organism: Ipomoea triloba (trilobed morning glory)
Lineage: Eukaryota; Viridiplantae; Streptophyta; Magnoliopsida; Solanales; Convolvulaceae
Product: zinc finger BED domain-containing protein RICESLEEPER 2-like
Exons: 2
Coding region: 1-2250 (749 amino acids)
Molecular function (GO): DNA binding; protein dimerization activity
Source: RefSeq, a predicted model, not a curated record